This is a messenger RNA of Coregonus sp. 'balchen', 20852 nucleotides long. NCBI's taxonomy places the organism in Eukaryota, Metazoa, Chordata, Actinopteri, Salmoniformes, Salmonidae. The record is from the annotation of a GenBank genome assembly.
AUGGAUCUGGGCUUGGCACACAAAGGUAUCAUCACUCCCACUCAGAAAGGGACUUGUUAUGGCUUUUUGAGGGUACAUAAACACACUUUAUUCAGCAUUGUUAUUGUACAGACAGCCUCAUUCAAACAGGUUAGUGUAGCGAACACUCUGUACAGAUGGUCUCUCUGUUAAGCCAGAUGCAACUUCAAAUAGCCCAACGGCUUGAGUCUAAGUGUUUGCUUGGCGGGAAAAGUCAGCGAAAACGUUGACUAUAAACUUGCGGAGACAAUCGUAUGUGGGAGUAAUUCAUAUGAUGAACUAGGUUCUGUCAGGGAAUUUAGGUGUUCCGCAGGGGUGUGAGCCGGGACCCUUCCAUUUUCGAUUGCCGCUCCUUUAUCGGUCUUCCACGCAGAGCUGCCUGAAGGGGCCGACCUGCAUGAAUCUCCCUAGUCUCCUCUGUCCUAGGCUGACCUCGGGCCUAGCUGGCAACGCUACUGAGAGAGCGUGACGAGCACAUAUUUCAACCUUUAUUUUCAGACCUGGACAAAGGCCCAUGGCCCAAUUCAUUAAGUCAUUCCCCAUUUGCAGCUACUUUUAAAGAUGGCACUUGGCUGAGGUGUUAUCUCAUUGAGUUGAAAUGCCCAUAUCCUUAAGGAUGGCUUUUUGAGGAUACGCAGCAGUUUGUUGGAAGAAAAGCUGGCAUGUUUCGCUGUCCAUCGUUUGCUGUAAUUCUUGAAUACAUUUUCUGAAGAAACAUGUGUACUCAGUCACACAGCACUUCAGUCACCAUAACUUUGGUUUUACACUGCUGCUUUGUGUGUAUAAUCAUGAGGAUGAUGAUUAUUAUUGAUGCACUUUGAUCUGAUCUGUUUGUGUGUGAUUCACCAUAAUACAUUUGACAUUUUAGUAAUUUAGCAGACGCUCUUAUCCAGAGCUACUUACAGUAGAGUGCAUACAUGUUCAUAUUUUUUAUUACUUUUUUCGUACUGGUCCCCCGUGGGAAUCGAACCCACAACCCUGGCGUUGCAAGCGCCAUGCUCUACCAACUGAGCCAUACGAGACCUACAUAGCCAUUCAUCUUUGUAAUAGCCACUCAGGGUGACUCAUUCCCUUUACCUGGGGAGGUACAGCGUGACUCAUUCCCAUUACUUGGGGAGGUACAGCGUGACUCAUUCCCAUUACUUGGGGAGGUACAGCGUGACUCAUUCCCAUUACUUGGGGAGGUACAGCGUGACUCAUUCCCUUUACCUGGGGAGGUACAGCGUGACUCAUUCCCAUUACCUGGGGAGGUACAGCGUGACUCAUUCCCUUUACCUGGGGAGGUACAGCGUGACUCAUUCCCUUUACCUGGGGAGGUACAGACAUAUGCAUACAAAAAACAGCCUUGACAAGCCGCCAGCCUCCUGUAGUCUCCCAGGUAAUACGCUGUGACCGUUGCCAUGGCAAUUGUAUCCCGGGCCUCUCUGUCUGUGCCUACUAGCAGUGCAGUGGUAGCUAACCUGGGAUGCCACUAUCACUGGUACUGCCUGGCAGGCUGGCACAUAUAACUGUCUCUCUCUCUACGCUCUAGCAGCUAGACGCAGGGCUCUCCAACCCUGUUCCUGGAGAUCCACCCUCCUGUAGGUUUUCGCUUCCAACCCCAGUUGUAACUAACCCGGUUCAGUUUAUCAACCAGCUAAUUAUUAGAAUCAGGUUUGCUAGAUUAGGGUUGGAUGGUAGCUCUCAGGGUUGGAGAGCCCUGAACUAGAGUAUAGCUGGAGGCCUCAGCCAGCACCAGAGAAUAGCUGGAGGCCUCAGCCAGCACCAGAGUAUAGCUGGAGGCCUCAGCCAGCACCAAAGUGUGUAAUAUGUGACAAGGGACCCCAGUACCCAGCUAAGAGGACCUAGUGGGGCGACGGAGCAUCUUCACUUCACAUACGCAUCUGAGCUGCUACCCCUGAGGAGCAUGCAGGGUCACAAUUUCCCAGCUGGCCAUUCAGAGCACAAACACACACUGGCUCUCAGACGCUGCUCACCGAUGAAUCAUGUGCAGCGCGAUGAGCAGAUCUUUUAUUUUCAGCUGUGGCUAUUAUCUCAUUACCCUGCUUGUAAACAUUCUGGACACCGAUUGAAGGAAAAAAAGAGCUGAAUUUUGAUUACCUCUGCUUCGUAGUUUGUAGCGUGCUUGUAUUCAGCUCAAGAGUAUCUAGAUGUAGAAUAGCUCACAUAACAAUCAGAGUACAGGCCACUUUACUUUGUUUGGUAGUACUCUGGUCUUUUAUAAGAAUAGCAAAGAUUAAUCACCUGGAACAGCCAAUGACUCAGCAGUGAAUCUACAGUUGGCAGUGUUUCUUUGUAGAAAAUAAUAAAGAUCAGUGCUGUUACACAGUGGAUGCAGAUCCCUUGGGGCUACAUGCUGUAGAGGAGAUCAGUGCUGUUACACAGUGGAUGCAGAUCCCUUGGGGCUACAUGCUGUAGAGGAGAUCAGUGCUGUUACACAGUGGAUGCAGAUCCCUUGGGGCUACAUUGCUGUAGAGGAGAUCAGUGCUGUUACACAGUGGAUGCAGAUCCCUUGGGGCUACAUGCUGUAGAGGAGAUCAGUGCUGUUACACAGUGGAUGCAGAUCCCUUGGGGCUACAUGCUGUAGAGGAGAUCAGUGCUGUUACACAGUGGAUGCAGAUCCCUUGGGGCUACAUGCUGUAGAGGAGAUCAGUGCUGUUACAACAGUGGAUGCAGAUCCCUUGGAGCUACAUGCUGUAGAGGAGAUCAGUGCUGUUACACAGUGGAUGCAGAUCCCUUGGGGCUACAUGCUGUAGAGGAGAUCAGUGCUGUUACACAGUGGAUGCAGAUCCCUUGGGGCUACCAUGCUGUAGAGGAGAUCAGUGCUGUUACACAGUGGAUGCAGAUCCCUUGGAGCUACAUGCUGUAGAGGAGAUCAGUGCUGUUACACAGUGGAUGCAGAUCCCUUGGGGCUACAUGCUGUAGAGGAGAUCAGUGCUGUUACACAGUGGAUGCAGAUCCCUUGGGGCUACAUGCUGUAGAGGAGAUCAGUGCUGUUACACAGUGGAUGCAGAUCCCUUGGGGCUACAUGCUGUAGAGGAGAUCAGUGCUGUUACACAGUGGAUGCAGAUCCCUUGGAGCUACAUGCUGUAGAGGAAAAACAAGAAUGGGUUUUCUUUCAACUGUAUGCAUUGUCUCUUUAUAUGAUAGUAUAUAUUAUAGUUGCAUAAUUACAUUUACAUUUACGUCAUUUAGCAGACGCUCUUAUCCAGAGCGACUUAAAAAUUGGUGCAUUCACCUUAUGGAUAGCCAGUGGGACAACCACUUUACAAUAUAUAUUUUUCUAUUUUUCUCAUGUUUAAAUUUGUUAUUUUUAGAGUAUAUUUGUAAUUUUCAUUUGUUAUAUAUAUAUAUAUAUAUAUAUAUAUAUAUAUAUAUAUAUAUAUAUAGUUUUUUAUUUUAUGUAUGUGUUAUUUUUUUUUUUUUUUCUUUUUAAAUUAUUUUCUUUUUUUCUUUUAUUAAUUAUUAUUUUGUGGGGGGGGGGGGGGGGGGUAGAAUGAUUACUUUUACACUAUCCCAGGUAUUCCUUAAAGAGGAUUAAUAAUAAUGGAGUUAUUACAUAAGAGGAAUAAGGAAGUCACUAUUACUAGUUAUGCAAUUAAAAUACAAUUACCAAAGUAUUAUAGAACAACAUGCUAAUAAACAUUUUGCUCCAAAUGUAAUUUCUUUUAUGACACAGGCACAACAACCGUUUUAAUGUUAAGUGUUACUGAGAAUGCUAACAGUAACAAAAUAUGGCUGUUAAGUGUCAAAAGGAAACAAAAUAUCCCAAAAUUGCCUUCUUGAAUAAACUACAGCCAAGGUAGGUGGAAAAGCAUGUUAGUUUGUAGUCUGAGUAAACUAUCAUUUCAAAUAUGGAAAAGUGUGUGUUUGAAACAAGAACACUUACCCUCAGAUGGACAGAGGUUCGAAGUUGUUUUUGCUAAGCAUCCAACUUGCUGUUGGCUUUGAAUUACUCUGCAGUAUUUUCGGGUGUUAUAAAAUUUAUUGCAGCUUUCGACCUUUUCAGUGGCAUGUUGAAAGUGUCAUACCGUAGUUUAGCAUCACAUUUAUUUAUACUUACAGUGCAUUCGGAAAGUAUUCAGUCCCCUUGACUUUUUCCACAUUUUGUUACGUUACAGCCUUAUUCUAAAAUGGAUUAAAUAGUUUUUUUCCCCUCAUCAAUCUGCACACAGUACCCCAUAAUGACAAAGAAAAAACAGGUUUUUAGAUAUAAAGUCUUCUUGGGUAUGACGCUAUAAGCUUGGCACACCUGUAUUUGGGGAGUUUCUCCCAUUUUUCUCUGCAGAUCCUCUCAAGCUCUGUCAGGUUGGAUGGGGAGCAUUGCUGCACAGCUAUUUCGAGGUCUCUCCAGAGAUGUUCGAUCGGGUUCAAGUCCGGGCUCUGGCUGGGCCACUCAAGGACAUUCAGAGACUUGUCCUAAAGCCACUCCUGCGUUGUCUUGUCUGUGUGCUUAGAGUCAUUGUCCUGUUGGAAGGUGAAUCUUCGCCCCAGUCUGAGGUCCUGAGCGCUCUGAAGCAGGUUUUCAUCAAAGAUCUCUGUUCUUUGCUCCAUUAAUCUUUCCCUCGAUUCUGACUAGUCUCCCAGUCCCUGCCACCGAAAAACAUCCCCACAGCAUGACGCUGCCACCACCAUGCUUCACCGUAGGGAUGGUGUCAGGUUUCCUCCAGAUGUGACGCUUGGCAUUCAAGCCAAAGAGUUCAAUCUUGGUUUCAUCAGACCAGAUAAUCUUGUUUCUCAUGGUCUGAGAGUCUUUAGGUGCCUUUUGGCUAAUUCCAAGUGGGCUGUCAUGUGCCUUUUACUGAAUAAUGGUUUCCGUUUGGCCUCUCUACCAUAAAGGCCUGAUUGGUGGAGUGCUGCAGAGAUGGUUGUCCUUCUGGAUGGUUCUCCCAUCUCCACAGAGGAACUGUCAGAGUGACCAUCGGAUUCUUGGUCACCUCCCUGACCAAGGCCCUUCUCCCCCAAUUGCUCAGUUUGGCCAGGCGGGCAGCUCUAGGAAGAGUCUUGGUGGUUCCAAACUUCUUCCAUUUAAGAAUGAUGAAGGCCACUGUGUUCUUGGGGACCUUCAAGGCUGCAGAAAUGUUUUGGUACCCUGCCAUUAGUUGAAGGCAGUCAAUCCUUUCAGAAAAGUAGUCACUUUCUGAGAUCUGUAUUCAAAUAGAUUUGAAAAGUAGUCACUUUCUGAGGUCUGUAUUCAAAUAGUUUUUAAAAGUAGUCACUUUCUGAGAUCUGUAUUCAAAUAGUUUUUAAAAGUAGUCACUUUCUGAGAUCUGUAUUCAAAUAGUUUUUAAAAGUAGUCACUUUUAGGUUGGGGAAAAAGUUUGAAGAUGUAAUGGCAUUUUAGCAUUAACUUCGUCACAAUUUAUUAUGCUUACUAAUAACCAUAGGAAUCCAUCUGAUUUAUCAUAAGUAACCUCAAAGCAUUUUCAGAACAUAUCUUAUUCUACUAAUCACGAUAUUAAUAGUUCCACUCAAAUACACAGUGUGAGGUCGGUGCUAUCGUGUCAUGAACGCUGCGAAACAUCACUAAUUGUUCUGGUUUCUGCCUGGCGGUGCUGCUACCAUCAAUCCAGUGACAACAAGACUGCCUGCAUCACCGGGGGCAUGAUAAUGGGUGUAUUUGAGUGGUGUGCUUCAAUGUGAAACCGGAGGUCUGCAGUUUAUUGAUUUUCCCACAUUCACGAGUGAGCGACACGUCAGGAGAUUAGCUUUCAUUAGCUCUAGCGCUAACCCGGCAGUAAGUAAAAGUUUCUCGGUGGCAGUGUGCAGGUAGUCCAUAUACGGUUAAAGCGCAUGCAGGCUUUGGUAGCAGCAGUCUGUUACAGGAGUUUCACGCUCACUGGGGGAUGGAAAAUGCAUGUUUCACCACCACAGGGGAUUCUCAGAAUGUUUUAAGAAGUGUUUGCCAGGAAAUCAAUUUUCGACCCUUUUUUGUCUGUUAGCGCAGUGUUUUGAAGUCCUGGGGCUCGCAGCAUUACAGAAUCCAACUGCCCCGACUUGUUCACAGGACUCCAUAACUCUCGCAUUCAGGUGUAGGGAAAUCGGUCAGUAACGCUCAAUCAAUUAAAAGACCUAAAUAACUUGACAAUGGUGUGUUUGACGAGGCUUCACGGUCCAACUGUAAUGUCACAGAGCAUGGGACUCUGGUUGUGUCAGUCUCCUGACACGUUGUCAAGCUGUCUGAUAUUUCUUAUGCAGUCUCACACACACACAAUCACACACGCGCGCAUAUUAUUAAUUUGUAUUAUUAUUAUUAUUACACACACACACGUUGAGAUGUUUAUUAAUGACGGAGAAGCCAUCCCUGGAGCCAGGCUGUCUCUCUAGUGUGACACACCAUGUCCGAUCUGUUCCCCCUGCAGCUCACUGACUCACUCACUCCUAUACCUUCCCAGAAGAUGGCCACCAACCCCUGCACCACCACCCCAUUAACAUAUCCCCAGUCCUCCAGUGCUCCUGUCUGCUGGCUCUCCACACGUUUGAAAUUCAUCUCUGCUCGCCAGUAACAUAUGAGCGAGACACUUCCUCGGCUAUGCCCACAGGGAAGGGGGGGGGGGGGAGCUUUGAAAGGCCCUUUCUGUUUUCCUCUGCACUCCCCCACCCCCCGUAGCCUGCAUGCUGGGAAAUCGCAGUUUCACUCAGAGAGAGGGGUGUGUGUGUCGUUGAAACAAAGCAGACAGAUCUAAAACACUGCAACACAGCAAAGCCCCUGCUUUAUAUGGAAACAUUGCCAUGGUAACUAUUGUAUGUUGUCUUCUUUCUCCCGAGCUUGUUAUUUUGAUGGAGCAUAAUAAGGCAGGGUAAUUGAAUUUGUUUGUCUAAAAAUACAUAUGUAAUAAUGUUCCCGUUCUUUUCACAUAGCUUAUUACCUUUUCAGUUUGAUCUCUUAUGUCAUCCAAUGAAAUGUGACGGUACGCCUUAUGACUGUUUUAUUUAUAGAAAACACAGGAGGAGGAUAUUGGUUCUAGAAUAGGAGGGUAAAAUGCUGUCGGCAACCCACUUGAGCCGCAUGCUACUCUUCUAACCCCCCCAUUGCGGUUCCCUGGCUAGGUUUCCGCCUCCGAAAGAAAAAUAUAUUUAUUUGUGGUCCUUUGUAGCUCAAUUGGUAGACCAUGGUGCUUGUAACGCCAGGGUAGUGGGUUCGAUUCCUGGGACCACCCAUACCUAAAAUGUAUGCACGCAUGACUGUAAGUCGCUUUGGAUAAAAGCGUCUGCUAAGUGGCAUAUAUUAUCAUACAGUGCCAUCGGAAAGUAUUCAGACCCCUUGACUUUUUCCACAUUUUGUUACGUUACAGCCUUAUUUUAAAAUGUAUGAAAUUGUCUUCCCCCCCCCCCCCCAUCAAUCUACACACAAUACCCCAUAAUGACAAAGUAAAAACAGCUUUUUUGACAUUUUUGCUAAUUUAUUAAAAAUUAAAAACGUAUAUGACAUUUUACAUAAGUGUUCAGACCCUUUACUCAGUACUUUGUUGAAGCACCUUUGGCAGCGAUUACAGCCUCAAGUCUUCUUGGGUAUGAUGCUAUAAGCUUGGCACACCUGUAUUUGGGGAGUUUCUCCCAUUCUUCUCUGCAGAUCCUCUCAAGCUCUGUCAGGUUGGAUGGGGAGCGUCGCUGCACAGCUAUUUUCAGGUCUCUCCAGAGAUGUUUGAUCGGGUUUAAGUCCAGGCUCUGGCUGGGCCACUCAAGGACAUUCAGAGACUUCCCAAAGCCACUCCUGCGUUGUCUUGUCUGUGUUCUUAGGGUCGUUAUCCUGUUGGAAGGUGAACCUUUGCCCCAGUCUGAUGUCCUGAGCACUCUGGAGCAGGUUUUCAUCAAGGACCUCUCUGUACUUUGCUCCAUUCAUCUUUGCCUCGACCUUGACUAGUCUCCCAGUCCCUGCCACUGAAAAACUACGCCACCGCAUGAUGCUUUCACCCAUGCUUCACCAUAGGGAUGGUGCCAGGUUUCCUCCAGACGUGACGCUUGAAAUUCAGGCUAAAGAGAAUCUUGUUUCUCAUUGUCUGAGAAUCUUUAGGUGCCUUUUGGCAAACUCCAAGCGGGCUGUCAUGUGCCUUUUACUGAGGAGUGACUUCCGUGUGGCCACUCUACCAUAAAGGCCUGAUUGGAAGAGUGCUGCAGAGAUGGUUGUCCUUCUGGAAGUUUCUCCCAUCUCCACAGAGGAAUUCUAGAGCUCUGUCAGAGUGACCAUCGGGUUCUUGGUCACCUCCCUGACCAAGGCCCUUCUCCCCCGAUUGCUCAGUUUGGCCGGGCGGCCAACUCUAGGAAGAGUCUUGGUGGUUCCAAACUUCUUCCGUUUAAGAAUGAUGGAGGCCACUGUGUUCUUGGGGACCUUCAAUGUUGCAGACACUUUUUUUGUACCCUUCCCCAGAUCUUUGCCUCGACACAAUCUUGUCUCGAAGCUCUACGGACAAUUCCUUAGACCUCAUGGCUUGGUUUUUGCUCUGACAUGCACUGUAAACUGUGCGACCUUACAUAGACAGGUGUGUGCCUUUCCAAAUCAAUUGAAUUUACCACAGGUGGACUCCAAGUUGUAGAAACAUCUCAAGGAUGAUCAAUGGAAACAGGAUGCACCAGAGCUCAAUUUCGAUUCUCAUAGCAAAGGGUCUGAAUACUUAUGUAAAUAAGUAUUGGACCACUGCUUCUCAACUUUCCGAAAUGCCUACAAGGCCCUCCCCUGCCCUCCAUUCUGCAAAUCUGAUCACGACAAUUUUCUCCUCCCUUCCUAUAGGCAGCAACACAAACAGGAGGUACCCAUGCUAAGGUCUAUUCAACGCUGGUCUGACCAAUCGGAAUCCAUGCUUCAAGAUUGUUUAGAUCGCGCGGACUGGGAUAUGUUCUGUGUAACCUCUGAGAAUAAAAUCGACGAAUACACGGAUACGGUGACUGAGUUCAUCAGGAAGUGUAUAGGAGAUGUUGUACCCACUGUGACUAUUAAAACCUACCCAAAACAGAAACCGUGGAUAGAUGGAAGCAUUCGCGCAAAACUGAAUGAGCGAACCACCGCAUUUAACCAUGGCAAGGUGACUGGGAAUAUGGCUGAAUACAAACAGUGUAGUUAUUACCUCCGUAAGGCAAUCAAACAGGCAAAACGUCAGUACAGACAAAAUGGGGUCGCAAUUCAAUGGCUCGGACACGAGACGUAUGUGGCAGGGUCUACAGACAAUCACGGACUACAAAGGGAAAACCAGCCACAUCGCGGACUCCGACGUCUUGCAUCCGGACAAGCUAAACACCUUCUUCGCCUGCUUUGAGGACAACACCGUGCCACCAACGCUGUGGGCUCUCCUUCUCCGUGGCCGACAUGAGUAAGACAUUUAAGCGUGUUAACCAUCGCAAGGCUGCCGGCCCAGACGUCAUCCCUAGCCGCGUCCUCAGAGCAUUCGCAGACCAGCUGGUUGGAGUGUUUAUGGACAUAUUCAAUCUCUCCCUUUCCCAGUCUGCUGUCCCCACUUGCUUCAAGAUGACCACCAUUGUUCCUGUACCCAAGAAAGCAAAGGUAACUGAACUAAAUGACUAUCGCCCCGUUGCACUCACUUCUGUCAUCAUGAAGUGCUUUGAGAGACUAGUCAAGGAUCACAUCACCGCUACCUUACCUGUCACCCUAGACCCACUACAAUUUGCUUACCGCCCCAAUAGAUCCACAGACGAUGCAAUCGCUAUCACACUGCCCUAUCCCAUCUGGACAAGAGGAAUACCUAUGUAAGAAUGCUGUUCAUUGACCAUAGCUCAGCAUUCAACACCAUAUUACCCUCCAAGCUCAUCAUUAAGCUCGGGGCCCUGGGUCUGAACCCCUUCCUGUGCAACUGGGUCCUGGACUUCCUGACGGGCCACCCCGAGGUGGUGAAGGUAGGAAACAACACCUCCACUUCACUGAUCCUCAACACAGGGUUCCCACAAGGGUGCGUGCUCAGCCCCCUCCUCCCAUGUCUGCGUGGCCACGCACAACUCCAACUCAAUCACAAAACAAAGGAGCUGAUCGUGGACUUCAGGAAACAGCAGAGGGAGCACACCCCUACCCACAUCGACUGCACCGCAGUGGAGAAGGUCAAAGCUUCAAGGUCCUCGGCGUACACAUCACUGAAAAACUGAAAUGGUCCACCCACACAGACAGUGUGGUGAAGUAGGCGCAACAGUGCCUCUUCAACCUCAGGAGGCUGAAGAAAUUUGGCUUGGCCCCUGAAACCCUAAAACUUUUACAGAUGCACAAUUGAGAGCAUCCUGUCGGGCUGUAUCACCGCCUGGUACGGCAACUGCACCGCCCGCAACCACAGGGCUCUCCAGAGGGUGAUGCAACACAAACUACCUGCAAACUACUGCCAUGUAUCGCGAGAUCUUGGCCAACAACCUCCUUCCCUCAGUAAGAGCAUUGAAGAUGGGUCGUGUCUGGCUCUUCCAGCAUGACAACAACCCGAAACACACAGCCAGGGCAACUAAGGAGUGGCUCCGUAAGAAGCAUCUCAAGGUCCUGGAGUGGCCUAGCCAGUCUCCAGACCUGAACCCAAUAGAAAAUCUUUGGAGGGAGCUGAAUGUCUGCAUUGCCCAGCGACAGCCCCGAAACCUGAAGGAUCUGGAGUAGGUCUGUAUGGAGGAGUGGGCCAAAAUCCCUGCUGCAGUGUGUGCAAACCUGGUCAAGACCUACAGGAAACGUAUGAUCUCUGUAAUUGCAAACAAAGGUUUCUGUACCAAAUAUUAAGUUCUGCUUUUCUGAUGUAUCAAAUACUUAUGUCAUGCAAUAAAAUGCAAAUGAAUUACUUAAAAAUCAUACAAUGUGAUUUUCUGGAUUUUUACAGACCUUACAGACCUCUACAUGCUUUGUAAGUAGGAAAACCUGCAAAAUCGGCAGUGUAUCAAAUACUUGUUCUCCCCACUGUAUAAAUAUAAAAGUAAAGAAACACACAACACUUUGUAUUCAGUUACAAUCAAACCUUCUGUUUGCAUUAUAAUACUUGUGUAUCUGAGUUUUAUUAAUCAGUUUCUUGCGGGGCUUGAUGUGGGUAUUUCAGUUAAUCACUGGAGAACCAUUUUUCCUUCUUUGGUAAAAUUUUUUAUCAAUAAGUAACAUCACUCCUGCAGCAUAUUUACUGUAUGUUCACGAGAUUCGAUUCUCCCUGCAACUUCACCAGAUAGCUUCCGUGUCCACUGCUCUGUGACCCUGAACACCAGAUUUCAUGGUAAUUUCAUCCGACUGCUAUCCGUGGUGAAAGAAUUUCUUGUGCGGCGCCCCCAACAUUUCUAUUUUUUUUUUUUUUUUUUUUUGAUUUUUUUUUUCUUCCAGUCAUAAAGGUUGCAGACCCUGUGCUAGGGUGAUCCAAUCCAUGUUUCCUGUGUAGUUUCUCGGCCCUAUGUUUGGUUGUGGCGUAAUUGUGCGCUCCACAUUACAGGGCUGUGUUGCGUACUUCCUUUCUCUGAGGGCGCUGUACCGUGGCACCAUGAUCAAAGUUGUAUGAUCAAAGUAGGCCUGUGUUCCUGUAAUGACAUUAAAGCUUUCUGUGUCAAACAGGAAGGAGGUGACUGGGUUUUCACGUGUCAUAUUGAGGCAGUGGCGGGGUUUGUGGCUGUGUCUGCUGUCGGCGGGAAGUCAACUAAAUGAAGGGAGCUCUAGAGUUGUUUAAUUGACAAUACUUGUUUUGUUUUUUUUUCUUGUUUUUUUUUAGGUCUUGGCAUCUCAAAAUCCACAUCAAUUUUAGUGACCUUAUACUGUUACCUUUUAGAACCUUAAACUUUCAUUUAGCCAUUAUUUAACCAAAGAAAAAAUGUCUUAAAUGGACAGCACUUCAAAGCUAUUGCGUUGUCUCUGCAAGUUAUUAGAUUGUUCUUAAUAAUAAAAACAGGCAACACCACAUUUUAAUUGGAUGACAGCUUCAAAGGCAAGAGCAGAAGUACAGUAGAAAGGUAAUAUCUCAAACUAAGAACACUACAACUAAAAGUUGAGACAAGGCAGUCCAAAGGAUAGUAUAUCUGUUCUGCAUGUAUUCCAGUUCUCACAGAAAUCCCCUCACACUAUACCGUAUGAUUGUGUGCAAUAUAACGCAGAUGACACACUGAUUUGAAUCUUAAUCAUAAUAAUCGUCUUAAUAACUAUUAAAAACCCUUUGGGGACUGCGUAGGCUAAAGAUGUUAGCUAUAUUUGGCCAUCAGAGCAGCAAAUCUAGACAAAUGUCACAGUUGACAAGCAUGUCAAACUCAUCUCUGCUUCGUGGAGACAUCGCUAGGAGACAACUAGAAGAAAAACAGCGUGUCCUGUAUCUGACCCUGUUCCUGCUGUCAGUACACACACACACACAGGCUUGCUUCUUCAUCGGUCAGUCAUGACAUAACCAUUAGUGUCUCCCCUAGUCCAUCGUCCUACAAACAACUCAGGAACACUUCAUUCUUCUUAUCUACCGCUGUGUGUUACGGUUAAUGAAGAGAGAAGCAUCUGCACUGUGCUGUCAAAAGGGACUAAGGAGUGGAUUCUUCCUUUUACUCCUCUGUUUUGGCACAAUGGCAUAAGAGUAUUAGAAAAUUAAAAGCAUUAGAAAAUUAAAAGCAUUAGAAAAUAAGUAAAUGAAAGAAAGGAAACGAAGCUGAACGCAAAUCGCUUCGUUGAUGCACUGCAAAAUCAAAAGGAAAAAUAACUUAAGUCUUAGGUCUGUCGCUUGACUUUACUACUGUGCGUUUUUUACACUUGAAUAAACACUUUCUCACUCUCUCUCUUGCUCCUCUCUCUCUGUCUGUCUGUCUGUCUGUCUGUCUGUCUGUCUGUCUGUCUGUCUGUCUGUCUGUCUCUCUCUCUCUCUCUCUCUCUGUCUCUGUCUCUGUCUCUGUCUCUGUCUCUGUCUCUGUCUCUGUCUCUGUCUCUGUCUCUGUCUCUCUCUCUCUCUCUCUCUCUCUCUGUGUCUCUCAGUCUCUCUCUGAGUGAGUAAGAAAGAAAGUGAUCUCACUCAUUCACUAACAGUCACAUUGGCAACACAUUAAUAACAUGUAUACCCCCCCCCCCCCCCCUCUCUCUCUCUCUUUCCGCCUCCAGAGCGCGGUCUGGACAGCCUGCAGCAGGCCCUCCACCAGUCUGUGUUCCUGUCGGCCAUGUCGGCCCAACCCGGACGGGACUUACCCCUGUGCUGGGAGCAGCAUUGCAAGCUGCUGCCUGGGGUGGCUGGAUUGCAGGCCAGCUGCGUGGCCCACUGGACCGCGGACGAGGUGAGAGCACACACACAUCCACACGUACAUGCAUACAUACACACAUGCACCUGUGAAUCGAUAGUUGAAAUGAUGUAGAGAGAAGCAGUGACACAUGCAUACAAACACACGAUAACAUACGCUCUAUACACACAUGGAAUUUGUGUUAUAGAUAUGUGGGAGUAGAGGCCUGAGGGCACACACUUAAUAUGUUGUGAAAUCUGUUAUGUAUUGUAUUGUAAUGUCUUUAAAAUUUAUAACUUCCUUAAUCUUGCUGGACCCAGGAAGAGUAGCUGCCUUGGCAGGAACUAAUGGGGAUCCAUAAUAAAUACACAUACACACUCAUACAGGUCACAUACACACACACACACACACACACACACCCGUUGACGUAUGCUUGAUGAUCGGUGAAUCCCAAACCACCACCUUGCCCCUACCAACCUGCUGUUGCUGACUAAACUCUGAUGAUGACUUCCAGAGAGUGGCAAGGGGAUCAAUUAACCUAUCAAUUUCGGGACACACUUCUGACUUCAAUGAUGCGAUUCAUGUUCCACUUUUAAAUAAUAAACCUAGCAUGAAAUUCAAAUGAACAAAUCUACCCUGUCGUUUUUCAAGAUUUACAGUUAAACAUUUAAUUUGGGAGUUGUUUCAUCUGUUACAUGUGUUAAGUCUCGAAAUCAGACAUAAACAAAUGUACGUGGCAUAUAAUUAUCUCCAUUAUUUUGUAUCAAAUUGCGCAAACUCCAAACAUAUUGCAGUGCUUGUCGGGAUAACACUUUGCUCUGAAGCCUGCAGCCUUGCAGGCUCGGUCGAAAUGGCUACCUGAAGGUAUAAUUAGUCCCUACACCAGGGGUGGGCAACCCUGGUCCUGGAUUGGCGCAGGCACUUCAUGUUUUUAUUUAACCGACCUGGAAGGCCAGAUGUGUUACAUUUAUCAAUCACUGAACUGAUCCAUUAGCUCAGUUGGUCAGGUGUGGUGCCUAGUUGGAACAAAAUUACCUGCAACACUCUAGGAACAGGGUUGCCUACCCCUGCCCUACACCCUCAAUACAGUUCACUCCCUCCCUUGGGACACUUGUGCAAAUGGCGCAGGCGCACGUGAAUGAGCAAAUGGAGGGGUGAGAGGAAGGGGGUGAUUUGGGAUUCAGCCGAUGUCUCACCUUAGUUUGUUUCAUCAUCUGGUAUUGUAUCGUGUAUAGGUCCUUUAUAGGUCCGUAUAGGUCCUUAUAGGUCCUUAUACGUCCUUGUAUAGGUCCUUAUAGGUUCUUAUAGGUCCGUAUAGGUCCGUAUAGGUCCUUAUAGGUUCUUAUAGGUCCGUGUAUAGGUCCUUUAUAGGUCCGUAUAGGUCCUUAUACGUCCUUGUAUAGGCCCUUAUAGGUCCUUGUAUUGUUGAGUUUGCUCUACAUGUGGCUUGCUGCAGUGUAAAGGAAAGGUGUUGGGAUUAUAUUUGCCCUUAGUUCACAUAUAGAAAACCUUAUUCCCUUAUACUAACGUUUGUUGUGUAACCCAGUCGUCUGUCAGUUGGGUUUAUAGGGAACCAGAGUGUACAGUACUGUCCAGUCUGUCUCCUUUCCACCCUGUCAUUUCUCUUCUACUGUUGAUAUCAGGCUUCAGAGAGAGCUUGACAAAGGCACAUCACCAUAGCAACCAGGUGUGACCGUAAACUUUGACCCUCGCAGCCAGAGAGCCUAGUGGUAAAUAGACUCAGAGAGUCUACUGUUUGUUUACAGUUGAUGCGUUGUGGGCAUAAAUGUUUUACAGCUGAUGCAUUGUGGGCAUAAAUGUUUACAGUUGAUGCAUUGUGGGCAUAAAGGAGAGAGUGGUAGAAAUGAAAUGAUGGUAAUGUGUAGGUGUAUGAAUAAUAAUGUUUUCAACCAUUUUAUUUAUUUGGUUGAUCCUUAUGCCUCGUCGUACCCUCUAUCUAUUAUAUUGAACAGACUGUAGCACAGUUUGUUAGUCCCCUCGUAUUGUGUUUCAAACCUGCUUUGUCAAGCCAAAUUGAUAUCAGUCCAAAUAUAUUGAAACGUCAGCUGUCACUUGAGAAAAUACAAAUCCUUGGAUGUUUCCCUCUCUGGUUAGAGUACGAGACUCAAUUGAAAUGUCAGAAUCCCUCAGCGAGGCCGCUCCACUCUUUAGAAUUAAUUGACAUGCCGACGUCCCCCGUCUAAACGGCGUGCGCGAUACGGCCAACGCCACGAUCAUCCCGCGGUUGCUAAGCACUCUCUCUUCAUCUCUGUUGAUUGAUGGAGAUGAUGGGGGCUACUUUAUUAUUUCACUUUCGCUACACACAUACCUUCUCCGCUCCUCUCUGCCGCCGCUGAGCAUCUCCAACGGUAACAACGAGAAGAUCACACACCCCUGUAACGGGGUGGAGAAUUUUCCAACUACACUGCGGCAGUGUUGAGGAGUGAGUGGGCGCCAACAAGGCACACCAGGGGGAAGGAAGGAGGAGGGAGGGGGGAGGGGGAGAGGAAGAGAGUGAGAUAUAAAAAAAAAUUUAAAAAAAGCUGGAAGGAUCCUCGGAGCACAGUAGAGGUAACCAAUACUAUCACUGAGCACACAACAGCAAUGGACAUUCAGAUAUAAAUUGUGGUGUGUUGGAAACAUUAUUAUUCGUAAUAACCAAUCAUGUUAAUUCCAAAAGGGUUGUGGUUUGAAUUAACAAAUAGCAAUUGGGUUACUGUCCUCCAAAGAGUGUGAUUUGGCUAUUGGGAGGCAAGGGGCUCACCUGGGAAGGCAGUAGGGUUAGUAGGAGCAGCUAAUAUGGCUAUCUGUGUUACUUGUGUGAAUGUGACACAAGCGUAUUCCGUUGUUUUACAAAUUAGCGAAGUCUCAGUCACCAGUAAAGAACCCAGCAUCUAAGAUGCAACAUAAAUAUAUUACGUAGAACAAACACGCUCCUCUGACGUCCAGAAAAAGGCAUCACAUCGGCUCUAUUCAUGACAUUUCAAUCUGCAGAGUUCAGUGUUGUGCAUACCGAACAUGGCCCAGGCUUGUCUUGUGACAGCAACCUGCAGAGAGGUGGAGGAUAGAAUGUCAUCAAGUUUUACCGGAGGUGGAAGUUUUGUCUUGGCGGUUGUGGGGAUUUGGCAGAGUGGAAGGAGCGUGAUUGCAGUAGGGAGGGAGGGAGGAAGGAGGACUGGAAAAGGGAACGGCUAGAAGGAGAGGAGCACUGCUUAUAUAGGCUUGUAUAACACCCACUAACCUACAGAUGUUUCCCUACUUCACCUCCCUCACAGUCAGGGAGUUCAGGAAGCCCUUAGCCGAGGUUCUAUAGCUUGAGCCUAUAGUUUGAUAGCCUGGAGCAGUGCUGAAUGGGGACAUUUCACUAUCACCAAUCAGCCAGCACUUCUCCAACCUAACCGGUAGCUAACUGAGUGGUUUUAGCAUUGCAUCAUGUAAUAGCACACACUAUCAUCCAAAGCACUGUGCUUAUUAUUUUUUUGUGAUCCCUUUGGGAAUUGAACCCACAACCUUAGCGUUGAUAGCAUCGCACUCUUACCUACUGAGCCACACAAGACGACCAGUUCUGGUCUGGAGCACCACUAUCUCCAGUAUCUUCAUCAACCCUCCCAUACAUAUCUAUUCAUAUGUUACGUAUGUGUAUUUCCCAUCUCCUUUCACCAUUCAGCUGGACAUACUGUAGUUAAGAUACACUUUAAGAUAUCUUCUGGGUUUCUUGUAUCUGCAAGGCUGAAUCUUUCAUUCAUGGGGUUCAUUAUCCUGCCAGCUCUUGAUCCCGAUCAUAUCUAUGCACUCAUUCCACUACAGUGACACCCCAUCUGGCCUUCAACUCCACCCCCCUCUCUCUCUCUCUCUGACUCUCAAAGAGAGAGAUAGUCAAAGUUCUUCAAAAGCGCCGCUUUCAAACGGAAAGGUCAAUGUUUCGGCCCCUUUGCCUGGACUCCUGCGAGGCCAAUUAUAGCCCAUCAUAUUUUCCUAAGAGCGAAAAAGAGAGGGUGUCAGCAGCCGGUGUGGAGGAGAAUGUCCUCUUGUGUCACCCUCCAUGGAAGUAGUGCUGGGAGUCCUGCCAUGGGACCAGCCUCACAAAGGCUCUGCUCCAAGCGCGCUACUUUCUCACCCAGUCUCACCCAGGACUGUAACAGGAUUUUAGUGCUCUACCCACUCCUGUCACACUUUAACACACACUGGCUGGAAAGGUUUACAUCCCAAAUAUGGCAGACGAAACACUUAGCUGACUCAACCAUUUGCAUUUGUAGCGCUGGAGCACAUACUAGGAAUUGUUAGGAUGAAGCUUGGAUCAAGGAGCAUGUGUGUUGACCAGAAUGUAUGAUUAUUUGGGAAAGGUUUUCAAAAGUUACAAAUUGAUAUUGUUGGUAGUAAAUGGAUGAUGGUGUAUUGUCAUUGUUAAUAACAUCUUCAUAGGCUGAUGCUUUUGAAACUGGAGAACUGUUUUGAUUCAUGAAUAAUUCCAGCACAAAUUUAGAUUUCCGAUUUGAAUUCCAACCCACUCUAGAAAUGUCUUGAUCUUUCUUUUUGAAGAACUUCCAUAAAUAGCACUUAGCUAAUAGAGCAUUUAGCUAAUCAUGUCCCGGAGAAUACAGUAUGUCGCAGUUCAGAUUUCUCUCCUCACUGUAAUGUAGACAGACACUGAAAUUUACUCUCUCUCUCUGUCUGUCUGACGUUGAGGCCAGAUAUUUUACAAGUCACUCCGGUAGCAGGUAGUCUGCUGCAGCUAGUGCUAGCAGAAUGCUUCAGCCUUGAUAGACCUACCACUCCAGACCUGGAUUCAAAUGGUACCUGUUUGCUUUCAGAUACUUAAGCUGUGCUUGGUUGAGCUUGAGCUUAACCAAUGGAAUCAAACGCGCAAACCCCACCCAUCUGGCACUCCAGGUAGGCUAAAUCAAAAGCUCAAAGUAUUUGAAAGGAAACAAAUAGUAUUUGAACCCAUUACACGCUACUGGCUAGUUGCUUCAAGGAGCCAUAUUCAGAGGCUGCAUUUUCAUGAUUCUACAUGGCAGAGAUAUCAACUCUUGGAAACACCGUAUUGGUCUCCACAGACCUCAUAACCUGUAGUGACAGCAUCCUCUAGCUCCAUUGACAUCUAUGAACACUGACAUUCAAUUGCUGUGCCUUCUAGCCACUGUGGCCCUGUUCAGAUUCUCUUGAAACGCGCUCUUCCUUCCAGUCAUGUCAGAUGGGUGAUUACGUCAAGGAAGGAAGGCAGGAAGGAUCCAUUUUAAGAACAAGGCCUGGGUCUGAGUAGAGAGGGACAUCUGUGUUUAUUUUGGUACUGGCCAGUGAAGCACAGUGAGGUAAUAGAUUUUGGGAGGUGUUAUUUAGGGGUGUUAGCGGGGUGAGGUGAGGAGCUUCGGGAGGCCCGAAGGGUCUGGGACUGGAACAAACUGUUGUUUCAUAAUCAGUCCUAUAGAUCAGCUGUUUAGCACAUCCUCGUGUAGCAGGAAUGCAGCGAGUGUUUUCUCCAAUGUUUGGCUUUUGUUUUAGCCGUUUGGGCCAUGCUCUAUACAUGACUUCUUUAUUUCUUGUUGCGUUGUCGAGAAGGAACCUGCAAGUUAGUAUUUCGUUGGACAGUGUGUAUCCUGUACAUACAAUUAAUAAAACUUGAAACGUUAUCUUGGUGUCCUGUAAUUUAGCUUGAUGGCUAAUUUCCAUGUUUUCAUUAUGGUAAGAAGAACCUGACAGAGGAGGAAGAGAGAACUUGUUGUUUUUUGGGAUAAUGAAUUUAAGUAAUUUUCACUAGCAUUUUCACUGUAGCACUUUACGCCCCGCCAUCCCUUUCAUUCGAUUUUUAAAAAGCAUCAUUUGACAAGGUUUUGGCAGGCCCACUGGCUUUCUGUAGGCUAUAGUCUUACGUUAGUGGCUCCCAGCAGAUAGUCCCCUGUUGUAAAGCAGUUGAUGUCCAUCAUAUAGCAGCUUCUGGCUCUCUCUGACCUCCCUGAAUUCCCUGGGUGUUAUCCCAGUACCAGCGGCAGUCAGGCCCACUAGAACCCCAGCUAACCCGGACUAUUAUUGGAAGUUUCCAAAGCUCUCCAAAAAGUUUUCUCUUUCCUCUCCUGUAGCUCAAAUGGUUCAGUAGAAGUCAAAGGUGACACUGGAUAUGUUUUAUUAAUUGAUAUGGAUUGAAUGCUAUCCCAUAAUUUUGAGUCUAGUUUGCUUUAAAUUGUUAAUAUUUUGACUGCUUUUUAAGCCAUCUUUUAGUAUUGAUGGAAUGGCAUUAUCGCUAGCUUCUUUAUAGCGUCAGGAAAAUGUCAGUGCCCACAGGCAAACGCUUUCUCAAUAUCAACAUGAUUUGUUGUUCUGACUGGUGAUGAUGAGACUCGACGGGCUGUAGCUUCACACAUCACUCGCUGAUCUCACUGAUGUCUGUUGUUUUUCUAUCAACACUCACUGAUGAAAACGGUUACACUUCUUUACUGAAACCCUUCAUCAUAAGGCCUACAUAAGACUGCCAUAGGAAUGGCAUAGCAUAUGUCAUAAUCAGUCAUGACUUGUGAUGUUAUGCCAUGUGAUGUUAUGUUGGCCUUAUGACUGGGAGGGUUCGAGCAAAGCGUUUCUAUGGUAAUUACACUAGAUUCUCUCCAUCGAGACGGUCUCCCAGACGCUAACCUGUCUGUCUGUCCUCUGCUUGUCUUUGUCCAGGUGGCUGACUUCAUCCACUCUCUCCCCGGCUGCGAUGAACAAGCCAAUCAGUUCAAAGAGGAGGUAAGAGGUGACACAACAUCUGGUCCCCCAGUCUGAGUUUUAAGGCUUGUCUUCCUCCAUACGGUAAAUGAGGGGAAACAGGUGCGGAGUAGCCUUUUGCCGUUAUAGUUGUCUGCAACGAAACACCCAGAGGAAUGGAUUCCACUCCUUUUUUCCCCCCAAUGUUUGGUCAGGGUUUGUUUGCGUUGAGAAUUAUACUGACUUAAGGAGACAUCACUGGAAUCCAAAGCAAUUAAUUGGAAACUAAUAGCGGUAGCGAUUAGCAUUCCGAGCACAGCCAUAUUUGCCUCAGCUAAUCUGACUACAGUAUUUGCCACUGCUCUCUUGGUAGUUAAAAUCAAUUUUUCAGCAAUCCCAGUUGAGGCUCCAUAGUUGUGAAACCCUACCUCUUUGAAGAGUAUCGUGUAUAUAACUCUCACGGCGCCCCCCUACGCCCCCCUCUUAACCCCCACCCCAAAAUACAUUGAGGGAAAAUGUCCUUGAUAUGAGUGUGAUGUGUUGUUGUCUCACCAAGUUAUCUUAAGAUGAAUGCGCUAAUUGUAAGUCACUCUGCACAAGAGCGUCUUCUUUUACAUACACGGAAUGUGACUGGCAUGUCUAGUCGUUGAACAAGACAUCACAAUCUAGUACUUGAUUACCAUUUCAUAAAUGAAAUAGGAAUUGUAUGAAUAGUGUCCACUGAUCAAACUGCUCAUACUCUAUAUAGUGACAGAUAACAUAGGGUUAUCUGUAGCCCUUAGAGAGUGAGAGAGAUUUUUUACCCCUCUCACUGGGUUCAAUUGACUGCACGUCAGCUGUUGACCCAUGCUGUAAUCUGAUUGGUUGUCUUCCAACAGCAAAUUGACGGGAAGGCCUUGUUGCUGCUGACCCAGCGGGACAUUGUCAAGAUCAUGAGCGUAAAACUCGGCCCCGCCCUCAAGAUCUACAACUCUAUCCUGAUGUUCAAGCACGCUGAGAAUAACCAAUCGGCAGCCGACAACGCCAACACAUGA